AUGGUUACUCACAGCUGUGCAACGAUCCAACUCCACAACUACGAUCUUGUAGGCCUAGAUCAGCGGCCUCUCUCUUUGAGCACAAAACUUGCCGCCUACAUCCGUGCCAGGGACGUUGUCAGGGCAAAAGGAACUUUCGAUGCAAUGCCAGAGAGGGAUCUUGUUUCAUGGAACUCGAUGAUUGCCGUAUUUGCCAAAAACGGGCAUCUAGUAGAGGCGGCAGAGCUCUUCCAGUCCAUGCCUGGGUGGAACUCGAUCUCUUGGAACUCGAUGCUGAGUGGGUAUUUGCGCAACAACGAGUUCCAGAUGGCUAAAGAGGUUUUCAAUGCGAUGCCAGAUCCUAAUCUUUUCUCGUGGACUGCAAUGCUUACAGCAUUUGCCAGGAACGGGCUUCCAGAAGAUGCUUUGGAGAUCUUUGAGACCAUGCCGGUUUGGAGCAUCAUCUCCUGGAAUGCAGUGCUAGAUGCGUUUUCUCGAGCUGGAAAGCUGGAGAAAUCGAGGAUAAUCUUUGGCGCCAUGCCAGAGCACGAUGCCGUUUCCUCCACUGCUAUGCUCGUUGUAUAUGCCCAGCAAGGGCAUCUUGCCAUCUCGAGAGAGAUCUUUGCGAAGAGAAUGCCGCACAAGGAUCUCAUUUGCUGGAACGCGAUGCUCUCGGCUCUGGCAGAUCACGGUCAUGUGGAAGAGGCCAAGCACGGGCAGCUCCAAGAAUCGCGACGCACCUUCGAUUCCAUGCCAGAGCGCGGCCUCGCGAGUUACAACGCGAUGCUCGCCUCUUAUGCCCAACACGGGGAUCUGGAGCGGGCCAGAGAGAUCUUUUCAUCCAUGAAGCUCUGCAACCUCUUGUCGUGGAACAUCAUGCUCGCAGCGCACGCACAGUCCGGAGGCUCGAUUGAAGGAGCAAAGAAGAUCUUCGAUAGCAUGCCACAGCGUGAUCAGAUUUCCUGGAAUUCGAUGCUCUUGGUCAGUGUGGAAGCACUUAAGUGUUCUGCUGAUUUGGAAGAUCUUGAGAGACUCUUCUUCACUCUAAUGCUGCUUCACGAUCUCGUGUCAUGUAAUCUGAUGAUCACGGGAUUCGCAAAGACCAAAAAUAUUGAGAGAGCAAAGCACGUAAUUGAUGAAACCCCGGAGAAGAAUUUUCUAGCUUGGAACACAAUGCUUUCCGCAUAUGCCGAAGCUGGGCAUUUUGAUCAAGCCGAGUCAAUGUUCUACAUGAUGCCAUUCAGGAGCUUGGCUUCUUCUAGCAUGAUGUUAUCCGUUCUAGCAAGUACAAAAAGGCUUAAAUGUGCUGAGAUUCUCUUUAGCGAGAUUCCAUAUCGGGACACUUCCUCUUGGAACUCAAUGAUUUCCGCCUACGCCCAGAAUGGACAUCUCAAAAGAGCUCGCAAGGUUUUUAAUGCUAUGCCUCACUUAAGCUUGGUCUCAUGGAGCUCCAUGAUGGCGGCAUAUACCCGCUCUGGGCAUCCUGAAGAUGCUCUUGAUCUCUUUCGAUAUUUGGAACUCCAAGGGUGUGUUCCUGACGAGGCAUGUUUCUUGUGUGCUCUUAUUGGAUCCAGUCAUACUGGGGACUUAUCUUCUGGGUGGAGGCUCUUUUGUGCGAUCAGUAGUGACCACAGCAUGAAACCCAACAAGGAUCACUAUGGCUGCAUGAUUGACAUGUUGGGAAGAGGAGCCCACUUGGUCGAUGCCACAGAGCUUCUAAAGCAAAUGCCUUUUGUCCCUGAUUUACGAGAAGUGGUCUCAUCUCUGUUGCUGGGGGUGGGCUUUCUCUACCAAGCUCUGGGAUCGUCUACAUGGGAGAGAAAACUAAUGGAUGCCAGUCUGGAGGAGGUGAAAGUUUCUUAUGAAUUUCUUCGGGAACAUGGAACAACUCCGGCACUAAGUCUGAAACAGGGAGUAGUUUGGAUGAGCAGAGAGCAAAUGGAGGAAGCAUCUGGAGACCGAUGA
Molecule: messenger RNA, 1944 nt
Organism: Selaginella moellendorffii
Lineage: Eukaryota; Viridiplantae; Streptophyta; Lycopodiopsida; Selaginellales; Selaginellaceae
Product: pentatricopeptide repeat-containing protein At4g02750-like
Exons: 3
Coding region: 1-1944 (647 amino acids)
Molecular function (GO): protein binding
Source: RefSeq, a predicted model, not a curated record